AUGGCAUUCCGUUUUACAUCCUUAAUCGCGUUCGGUUGUUUGUUGUUCGCUGCCGCUUCGACGAUCAAUGCUGCCGCCAUUGAUAAUUCGGUGGCUGAGCCGCGUAUACGCAAUACGGAUGAGCUGCUUACCACCAUUGUGGAUAACUGUUUCCAUGCUAAUGGACUAUAUUGUAUCAAGGAGAAAGUGUUAACCUAUUUAGAUGGCGUGGCUGGUGUGGAAGAAGAUAUUAGUGGACGCGCAUUCAGUGAGGAUGUCAUCGAUAAAGUGAUCGUUGAUCGUGUUGCCAGAAUUUUGAAUAACAAUGAAUUCCGCCUACGCUUGCCCGAAACCGGAUUUGGCAGUUCGGUGGUUAGUUACAGCGCUGCUCGCGGUUUUGAUGUGGAAGUGCCCGAGACUGGAGCCCGCGGUGAGAAGAAGAAGGACAAAUUGCUCCUGCCUCUGUUAUUGCUCAUGAAAUUGAAACUGAAGGUCGUCCUGCCAAUCCUUCUCGGUCUGAUUGGACUCAAAGCAUUCAAGGCUUUGAUAUUGUCGAAAAUCGCCAUCAAACUGGUACUUGGCUUCCUCAUCUACAACUUGAUCACCAAAUUGUCUGGCGCCAAAAUGAUGAUGGUGCCCGCGCCUGCGCCAUCAGCUGAAUACGGUCCACCCAGCACCACUGCCUCCUCAUACGAUCCCAGCAGUUGGGAACCAGCCAGCGGUGGCCCAUAUGCCCGUUGGGACACGCAAAGCCUCGCCUACAGCGCAUACCAUCCCAGCUCUAGCUCAUACAACUCCGGAUCCAGCUCGCCUGGUUCAUCGUCCAGCUACAGCUCAUCAUCGUAG
Rhagoletis pomonella (apple maggot) is the source of this 825-nucleotide messenger RNA. RefSeq lists its product as uncharacterized. The record is from RefSeq and is a predicted model, not a curated record. Bases 1 to 825 code for a protein of 274 amino acids. The transcript has 2 exons. Lineage: Eukaryota; Metazoa; Arthropoda; Insecta; Diptera; Tephritidae.